AUGACAAUCCCCGAAGAAGUUGAUAUUAUCAUUUGUGGAGGUGGCAGCUCAGGAUGUGUUCCUGCCGGUCGUCUCGCCAACCUCGAUCACAACCUCUCUGUUCUUUUGAUCGAGGCAGGCGAAAACAAUCUGAACAACCCAUGGGUAUACCGUCCUGGAAUUUAUCCAACCAACAUGAAGCUCGAUUCAAAGACGGCAUCCUUCUAUCAUUCCCGCCCUUCCGAGCAUUUGGAUGGCCGAAAGGCUAUAGUCCCAUGUGCGAAUAUCUUAGGAGGAGGCAGUUCAAUCAACUUUAUGAUGUACACCAGAGCAUCUGCCUCAGACUACGACGAUUUUCAAGCAAAAGGUUGGACAACGGAAGAAUUGCUGCCGUUGAUGAAAAAGCAUGAGACGUAUCAGCGUGCAUCCAGUAAUCCGGAGCUUCAUGGCUACAGUGGACCCAUUAAAGUCUCGUUCGGAAACUACACAUAUCCGAUCAAGGAAGACUUCCUCAAGGCUGCAGAGUCGCAAGACAUUCCUGUUACUGAUGAUCUGCAGGACCUGAAGACCGCACAUGGCGCAGAACAUUGGCUCAAGUGGAUCAAUCGUGAUACCGGCCGCCGAAGUGACGCCGCUCACGCAUAUGUCCACAGCACAAGAGCAAGGCACUCCAACCUCCACUUGAAGUGCAACACCAAGGUGGACAAGAUAAUCAUUGAGAAUGGAAGGGCUGUUGGCGUUGCAACGGUCCCCACCAAGCCUCUCAAUGGCGGCGAGCCCGUCCGUAAGAUCUACCGCGCCCGCAAGCAAAUCAUCCUUAGCUGCGGCACACUCAGCUCUCCAUUGGUCCUCCAGCGUUCUGGAAUUGGAGAGCCAGAGAAGCUUCGUCGUGCUGGAGUCCAGCCUCUUGUCAACUUGCCCGGAGUUGGCCGGAACUUCCAGGACCACUACUUAACCUUCUCAGUCUACCGGGCCAAGCCUGAAGUUGAGACCUUUGAUGACUUUGUGCGAGGAGACCCGGAAGUUCAGAAACGCGUCUAUGAGGAGUGGAAUAUCAAGGGUACCGGGCCUUUGGCUACCAACGGUAUUGAAGCUGGUGUCAAGAUCCGCCCAACGCAGGCUGAGCUGAACGAGAUGAAAAAGUGGCCAACUCCUCAAUUUGGCCAGACAGGAUAUGACACCUACUUCAAGAACAAACCUGAUAAGCCCGUCAUGCACUAUUCCGUUAUUUCAGGUUGGUUUGGUGAUCACAUGGUUAUGCCCCCAGGAAAGUUCUUCACCAUGUUCCACUUCUUGGAAUACCCCUUCUCUCGCGGGUUCACUCACAUUAAGUCGGCCGACCCGUACGAGAACCCCGAUUUUGACGCAGGCUUUAUGAACGACAAGCGCGACAUGGGCCCUAUGGUCUGGGGAUACAUCAAGUCUCGCGAGACUGCUCGACGUAUGUCGUCGUAUGCCGGAGAAGUUGCGAACAUGCACCCACAUUUCGCUUUCGAUUCUCCGGCACGGGCGCAAGAUCUCGACCUAGCAACAACAAAGGCGUACGCCGGGGCAAACCAUCUAUCUGCUGGUAUCCAGCACGGUUCAUGGACAACGCCCCUGGAGCCCGGAGAGCAAGCUUCGGCAACUAGGCUGAACUCGAACAAGCACGAAAACCGAAAGCCACUCGAGUACAGCAAAGAGGACAUUGCGCAUAUCGAGAAGUGGGUUUCACGCCACGUGGAGACAACCUGGCACUCUCUUGGAACAUGCAGCAUGGCACCAAGAGAAGGGAGCUCGAUCGCCCCGCAAGGAGGCGUCGUCGAUGAGCGUCUCAACGUCCACGGCGUCAAGGGCCUCAAGGUCUGCGAUUUGUCGAUCUGCCCCGACAACGUCGGCUGCAACACAUUUAGUACUGCCCUGCUUAUUGGCGAGAAGUGCGCCAUGCUAACUGCAGAGGACCUGGGAUACUCGGGCGCAGCCCUGGCAAUGGAUGUGCCCAAUUACCACGCCCCAGGCGAGUUCGCUAACCUUUCGCGAUUGUAA
Messenger RNA from Penicillium chermesinum, 2004 nucleotides. RefSeq names its product GMC family oxidoreductase. The coding region runs from base 1 to 2004 and encodes 667 amino acids. The record is from RefSeq and is a predicted model, not a curated record. The transcript has 10 exons. Gene Ontology annotation, molecular function: oxidoreductase activity, acting on CH-OH group of donors; flavin adenine dinucleotide binding. NCBI's taxonomy places the organism in Eukaryota, Fungi, Ascomycota, Eurotiomycetes, Eurotiales, Aspergillaceae.